Fonticula alba is the source of this 605-nucleotide messenger RNA. RefSeq lists its product as hypothetical. NCBI's taxonomy places the organism in Eukaryota, Rotosphaerida, Fonticulaceae. Bases 58 to 357 code for a protein of 99 amino acids. Gene Ontology annotation, cellular component: mitochondrial large ribosomal subunit. The record is from RefSeq and is a predicted model, not a curated record. The transcript has 3 exons.
ACCUUUGUUUGCUUUUGUCUGCUCGCUCAGGCUCGGCUGCCCUCCCCCCUUCCCAUCAUGGGUAUUAUCAAGCCCUCGUACCUGUUGCGCCUGAACAACAUGAAGUCGAUCACUUUCACCUUUUCUCCUUUCCAUCCCAAGUCGACAUCCACCCGCGCUCUCCUGUCUCAGGUCAUGACUGACAAGUGCCGGAACACCAACGGCCGUUGCGAGGUCAAGCCCGUUGUCAAGAGCGACAUGUCUGAACCGGUGAUCGAGGUUGUUUGGACCGACAACCAGAUCUCCAAGAUCAACCCCACCUCCAUGACUGUCAAGGAGCUCAUCAACUACAUUGACCGUAACAACGCUCGUUUCUAGGGGCUCCCAAAGUGCCUCUUCCUGUCCGGUCGCCCUUUUCACGAUGCCACGGUCUGCUGCUGGCGAGGGAUCUCCCUGCGCUGCCCCCAUGCGCAUAUCCCCUCUCCCUCUCCUCCCCUUGCGCUGCUUUGCCACCCCGAGGGAGGCGGGCUCCACGUCCUCCUCCCGCCCGCCCACCCGGCCGCACCCUCCUCUGUACACAUUCCUGGCGCCAUGCACGCGCGCUACUACACUUAGACAAUUCCCCA